GGCAAAUUUUCAAGAUGGCGGCAGCUAGUGUCGAGGUUUAUGUAACUAGACCUUACUUUUUACCAAGUUCUUUCUGAUUUUCACAGAUUUUUUAAGUUUUCAGUGGUUGUAUACAGUUAUAAGCACUUGGCUUUUAUCGGAGUGGUGUCUAAAGGAAACUUUUUCCUUGGUUACAUUGAAGCAGUCGUAAGAGUAACGAGCUUACAUAACAUCUAAGUUCAACAAGGAAGAAGGAUAUUUUUUUAAAAUGAGCCGUACAGUGCUACAAACAAGAACUAUUAUCCCUCUUUUCAGGACAUCUAUUCUAAGUAAACUUUCAAGUGAAUUGGUUGCAUGUACUUCACGGCCAAUUUCAGCUUGUGCUGUAUGCGGGAAUGAACGCCUUCAAAGCAAUCAAACUCAAAGACAGAAGAUUUUGGCGCUCACUAAAACACAAAUGGCGGGGUUCUCAACGAAGGAAAAUCAAUAUCCGGUACGUACAUGUAGUUUUAGUGGUAGGGAUAGUUACUUAAUGAAGGGCAAUUUUUUUUAGAAUUUUUAUUUGGUAUUUGACUUUGCACUUCUCCACUGAAAUAGAACAAGCUUAUCGUACUAGUGGCUCUGUGGCUUGCCGGUUUAGGGUCCGGGGGGUACUCAACAAAUCUUUAUGUCCCACCCCUCACCCUUUUAUAAACCAUUUUUCAUGGAAAAGGUACCCCUUUCGAAUACCUUCUAUGGACAAAUGAUCCCCUCUCACAUACCUUGUUUACAUUUUUACAUCCCUUUUAACUGCUGUAAAUGCACUGUCCGUUAAAUAAGAAUCAAUCACAAAAAUGCAACAUUUUUUUGACUUUAUAAAGCCAUAAAAUUCAUCUGUUAGCCCUUGUGGUCCCUGUCACAGACCCAAGUGACAGAUUUCCCUACCCUUUUGUAUACUUCAACCAGUGAAAUCCCUAUAAUAAUUUAUUACAUUUAAUAUAGCGCUUUAACUAUUAAAAUAUUCUAAAGCGUUUUACAAUAUGUACAAGAAAAUAAGUGCCUACCCUCUCAUAUAACUGAAGCUUGCAGACCUUUCAGGUGGAACCUUCCCGUAUAGACCUUCAUAGGGAGUACCCCUCCCCCCCCCCACCCGGGGUUUAAGGUCAGGUCACCUUGAGGUCACUCUGGGAGCAGAGCCUCCUUUUGUCUUCUUGAUCAAGGAGGUGAAAAGGAGGCUCCACUUGAAUUGUGUCAAGCCUUUGAAGUGACCGUAGCCCUAAUUUCUGGGCUAGUCAAACUUAUUUUCUCUUGUCAAACUUAUACCUGACCCCUCUGUCUCAAAUGUGCUGCUAAUAAGCCUGGGUUCAAAACUGAAUCCAAGCAAUAUGUAUUGCAUGUGCAACGAAAAUCUUCCUUGAUUCAUCAAAACAAGAGUUCUGCCUUUUAUUGUUGGGGCACUUGGGAUAAUCCUAAAAGGAUUAGUUGGCCAUCUUGAAAGCAUAGGGGUGAAUCUUCGUGUGGCUCAGAUUCAAAAGACUGCCCUAUUAAGAACAGCACAAAUCCUCCAAGGUUCUUUCCUUUGUCUUCUGUAAAUAAUCAGGGCCAAGAAACAAAGGACAUUAUAAAUCACAUUAGACUGAAUACUGGACUGGUUAACCUGAUAAUGGAUUUUACCUACAACCCUUACACAAUUUAACUUUUCUUUGCUGCAAUCACAACAAUUAUUUUUUCAUUCUUGUAGAAUCUUAAUUCAGCUAUUUUGGAUAACCCAGGUAUGUAAUUUUAUGGGAAAAAAUGUAAAGUUGUGAUUGCCCUCAGUUACUUUGUUUAAGGUACAUUUAGGCGAAUGAAAACUAUGGAGUGACAGUAAGCCCAGGGUACCAGAGAGUGAAUAUGUGACCGUGCACAGGAAAACGUACCUUAACGCUUAUCCGUUAGACAAGCAAAAGUGUUAAGCAUCCGUUAGUCAUCUGUUAGAAAGUUUUCUUCAGAACGUUAGAGGUGUUAGCCCAGCCGUUAGACGUUAGCAUGAGGCCGUUAGAACGGACAGUGUAACCGUUAGCAAGAGACAGAUAUCCGUUAGCCGUUAGCAUCAGACCGUUAGACGGGUCAGCAUAACCGUUAGCAAAAACUCUGCAUCCGUCAGCACGGCUAGAGAAGCCGUUAGGAUCCGUUAGAAUAAACUAGUAUCCGUUAAAUAACCUUCUUCCGUUCCCUUUAAGGUAUCAUCCGGGUAAAAAAUAAUCAUUUUUCGAAAUUUUCAAUUUUUAGAUGAUUAAGUAGAGCUCAUCAAGAGCUUUCUUUUAAAAAAAAUUCCAGGAAAAAAUUUUUUUCUGUGCAGACCUAUGGAGCGCAAAAGUUUUUUCUAUGCUAAUUAAUUUAAUUGAUCGUUGACAAGUCCUGUCAUACUUGAUACGCAUGCCGCUGUUGAACCAAGCUAAUCAUGCAAUUUGACAGAAAUCGUAGUCUACAAUAGUGCUCACUGUUCUUCCCUGGAUUUUGGAAGUGAAUGCCUCCAAAGAAGAAAAAAAGAGCUUGUCCGUUUUCGUCCUCGACUCCCAGACGAAAGAAGACGACAAAAUCGUUUUGGAAAGUGUGGGCUUCGAAAUUAGCGGACAAGGGCUUCUACUACAAUCAAGAAAAAUGGCUAAAAGAUGACAAAGCUUCUGAAAAACCCAUUGAAACUACCGUGAAAUUGAGUUUCACGAGUUUCUUAGCGAGCGGAGCCAGCUUUUUAGGCUGCAAAGCGGCCAAGCGGGCGACAAAUUCACGACUGGUCCCGCGCCACAAAAAAAAUUGGACAAAGGAGUUUUUUGAAAGUCUCCUGUACAUGUAGCAGGAGAGCAGCUUCAAGAAAAACUCCAGGAAGCGGUUUGUUGUCAAUUUUUCCAGGGAAGUGUCGAACUUUUAGAAAAUGUAUCAAGUAAAAGUUGGCUUGGCUCAAGAUGAAAACUGCCCGUCGCAAAUAACUAAAAUGCUUUCUGGACAACAGAAGGAUCGAACAGAGCAGGGCCUUUGAAAUAAAUUGUUGUCAAGUUUCGUUUGUAUCGUCUUCCUACUAUGUCACUAUUGUUGUCCCUUUUCUGGUACGCAUCAACAUUGACAGCUUUGGUGUUAUAAUCUGUUAUAAUCUCAUCACGGGUAAUACGCCGCCAAAAAUCUUUUUCCCCUGUUUUCUCGAAAUGAAAAUCAGGGCAAGUUGAGGGUACAUUUUAAACUCCAAGUUGGCAACCCGUGAACAAAUUUGGCUAAAAUUUGGCCAACUUACUGUCAGAUAGUUUUUCUAAAAAAACGUGUCUGCAAAUUUUGAUUUCUCUUUUCGUUUUCGAGUAAGAGUAUUUUUUUCACAGGUAGUGCUAAUGAUUUGCUAUCCCUGACUUCACCUUCUUAUAACAAAAGAACAAACCCACUUGACAAAAAUCUGAGACACGGUUUUUUAGUCAAACGUGUUAAGAAGCGAAUGAGAUCUUAAUUGGCUUCUUCCGUUUAUUUUUGGCUGGCCUGGACUUAAAUUUACAGUGACACCCACUCUCACAAAAAGCUUCUCAUUUCCGAAACCCGUUAAUAUUUUGAUUUUUUAAAAGGAAUUAGCAAUAAUCUGGAACUAUUAAGCUUUAAGAAAAUGUACAGUUUAUGGGGGUAUUUAUUAAAAGCAAAAGCCCUAGCGCCGAUCAACGCAAGGAGGGUGGUUGAGGGUGGAUGAUACCUUAAUCGCUAUUUGCAAUCAUUAAAAUAAUUAAGUGGUCUUUGUCGUUCGAACUUAAGUAGAAUAAUAUUAUUUGGUUUCAAUUCACAAAGUGGGGGUUCAAAAAUUUGCAUAAAGUUGUUUACAUUUUCCAAGAUGUGAGAAACUGCCAUAUUCCGCGGAAAGGUUGAUGAAUAUUUUGAUAGACUUUUGUCUAACUCUGAAUCAGACGAAACUAAUUUUAAAUUACAUGCAUGUGACGAAAACAACUUUAUCUGGUGAAACCAGCGCCAACACUUUGUCGCUUCGAGACUGACUUCGUGACUUCAAAAGGCAGCGCUUUUCGCAUCCUCGCUCAAGAUAGAAAGCGUAAUCUUUCGCGAAUCCACGGCUGGCCCGGGUAAAACAGUUACUUUAGAAAAACUCUUGACAGAGUCAUGGUGUAAAAAAUAAAAUAAGUACAAGCGACAAAUCCAUUUGAGUAAAACAAUAAAAAAUGUUCACCACGACUGGCGAUUAAAAUUGUUUACACACAGGUUUAGUGAUGUUAGGUUUGCUUCUCACACAAUAAUAAAGGACUCGAACCAUUAAACAGUCAUCCGUUAGAACAAACUGCGUAACCGUUAGAACGUUUUCUUCAUCCGUUAGACAUACUUAGUUAGCCGUUAGACCGUUAGGAGAAAGCGUUAGAACGUUUUGAUCAUCCGUUAGGCACAACUAGAUAACCGUUAGAACAUUAGGACAAAACGUUAGAAUGCUGUGAAGGCCGUUAACAAUCCGUUAGCUAUCCGUCUGUUAGAGAGCAUUUAACGGAUAAGCGUUAAGGUACGUUUUCCCGUGCACGGUCACAUAUUGAUUUGUGUCAACUUCUAGUGAAGGGAAAUUCUUGUGUGGAAGGUAUUUUGGACAAUAAUAAUUAAUUAAUUAUUUAAUUAUUAAAGCUAUUAUAUAUUAAUUUUUAAUGUAGACUGGGAAAUGGCUUGCAUUACAGAUUUUGUUGAGUGAUACAAAUCAAUGACCUUUUCACUCUUCUUGAGUAAGGGAGUAAUUAUGCCAGAGCUUCUUUUCUGCUCUAAUGGUAGCCUUUUUUGUGGUGUGCCUUGUUUUCGUCUUAUAAUGGUAUUUAUUGUCAUGGACAACACCUUCCAUUUUCUUUGUUAUCUUGGUCUGGUCAUGAUACAAGGAAAAUGAUGUCAUUAUUCUGCUUUUUUUUUGCAAGCAUUCUGCUCCACGGAGAAGAAUGUUUGGAAUACAUUAAGCUUACAGUUGUAUUCUGGAAUUGGAAUAGUAGCAGACUUGCCAACCCCCAAGAGGCAAAAAUCUUAAGAUUCCUUAGUCCUGCGUCAGACUCUUUUCAGGAGCCAAACCUACAAACAAAUGUAAUUCAAAUUAUGGCCAACCCAAAUUAUUUAGACUGGAUGAAUUGAUUCAGAAGCUGAUCUUUAUUAGAGCUGAACUAAAUUUAAAGGAGGAAAUUUCUCAGUUCAGUCAAACUGCUUACAAAAGACGUUAUAACAAUUUAUGCAUUAGGUUCAGCACAUGGAAAGUUUGACGUCUGAAUCAAACGUUUUCCAAAGUCUACCCAAAAUAGAAAUCUUUGGCCUGGCUAGGCCAAUAAUUAAAACAGGCAUUCCUAGUUGAUUCAGAUGUUGAACUUUUCAUGUAGUUAAUUCAAUGUAUUAGGUUUCGGCUCAUGAAAAGUUCAGUGUGUGAACCGGGCCUUACCCAUAUUGUACAUGUAGAACUGGAAAAAAUAGUGAGAAGUGAGAAAAGUGUUGAGAUGUCCCAAAGUUCGGAACAACUUGUCAGUGUAAGAAGUCAUAUUAAAUGUACAUGUAUCAUUUUAAAGCCAGAGCAGUAAACAACACCAUCAAUCUUUGUCACUGCUGACAUGCAGAAAUUUGAGAUGAGAUGAGAUGAGAGAUUUAGGUUUAUUCUAACAGUGAGUCUGAACAUCUAGUGGCAGCAGCAAGUCGUGAUAGGCUGAAGAAUGUAAAAAACUCAUAAGAGUGUGAGAUAGGUUGUGAGACUUGACCAGUCUGUAGUAGGCUAAUCAAAUGAAUAUCCCAGGUUUUUCUUCUUAUAAUUUCAGAGUAAUAACACACCUUAGUAAGCCUCUCUUUUUAAGACUGAGAAGAAAAUAAUAUUAUUGAUGUAACGGAGCCUAACAGAACUUUGUUUCCUUUUCCUAUUUCAUUGUAGGGUUCAGGAAGGAUGUUGUUAAAUUCUGUACUCAGCUAAAUGUAAAUAUCCAAGACAUAAAUCAUCUGCUAGCUCCAUUUACUCAUGAGUCAUACCUUCUGGCAAAUGUCCACAAGCUGUCUGGGCCUCAUGAGAGUAAUGAAAGGCUGGCAUUUUUAGGUAAGACUUGAAAUGUUUUUCAGUAAUCAAGUUGUUUUAUUAGCUGUGGGAACAUUGGGUGUGGUCAUGCAGCAUGGGGGUUCUCACCAUGGAAAUAAAGCCAAGAUAAUUUUUUCUUUGGUUUUCAUUUGCUUUGGUAAGAUGUUAUAAAACAUGAAUCUGUUAUUAAUGUUAGUGAGCUGCUGUUACAGCUAAAUCAUUAGCUUAUCAAACCAGCAUUAGUUUUACCGUAAAUUAUAUCCAUUAUACUUUCAAUAUGAUGUAAAAAUACUGCCUUACGUGUUUACAGCUAUUUUGAGAAGCUUGCCAGGAAAAAUGUGUAUGCUGCGAUCCCGAAAGGUUAUAUGGGAUAUGAUCAAUACCCUGUUCCUGACACUGUAGCUGUAACUGUCCAUGGCCUCUUGUGACAUUCUUCCAAAUAACUUUGAAGAACAGUGAACUCAAAACUACCCUGCAGAAUACCUUUCUGGAUUAUCGCGUGCACUUUUUCUGACAAUCUUUCUCAAGAUAGCUGUAAACAGUGAUUACUUUGGCAGUAGUGCAAAAUAGGACAUAAUUAAGAAAAAACACUUUCUUUGUGUACUGUUUUGUGUUAUUGUUAAGCCAAGCAUAGUGACUGUUUUUUUGUUGCCUUGGGUAGCCAAAAGUACCUGACCUUUUUUUAUCAUAAUAGGGAUUCCCUAGCCUCUGACAACUAUGGUGACCCCAUGUUACUUUCAUAAAAAAAGAAAAAUAGAAUCAAAAGAACUCCCUUGCUGUACAAUUCCUUGCCUAGUAACUUUGCAUAUACCUAGCAACUUGAAAUUUUAGUGACAGCAUCUUCAUGAUGUUUUCCUAGGUGCACAAGUUAUGAGAAAGUGUGUUACAGAGCACCUCUACCACAAUUUUCCUGAACUUUCAGCAAGAGAAAUUUGGUAGGUGCCUUGAGGGAUUGUGAAGCAUGGUAUUCAGUUAUGUUUUUACUAUUUUGGAGUACAGUGUAGCUUUUUAAAGUAAUUUACCAGUAUUCAUUAAGUGUGUUCGUGUAUUUUAUGGCAAAUGCAAGAACCAUAAAAGUUAAAUUUAUUUGUAUUACCGUAUUUAUUCGACUAUAAGCCGAGCAAUUUUUACACAAAAUUAAAACUGAAGUGAAUUAAAAUUUGGGCUCUAGAGGGGGUCUCGGCUUAUAGCCGAAAGUUUUUGAAAAAAAAUUUUUUUCAGCGCAUGUAAACUCUACUAAAUCGAGAAGUAUUUACGUACAAGCCGAGCUAAAGUAAAGAAACACAAUAAUUAUGCAAUCGUUGGUUAUUAACUUUUAAGAAUGUGGUGGCUCCUAAAGGAGCCGUUUGUUAAAUUUAAUGUGUUUUCACUGAAAAGAUAAAGAUUCUUGAUAGGGAAUAACCGUGACGCUGACGGGAUGUGAUUACAAAUCAAUGGAACUUGACUGUUUGCUGCUCCAAAUCUUCUGGGAGACGCUGAACGAGUGUUGUUUUGGUGCGAAGGCUGACGGAAUGGCGGCGCUUCCAUUUCUGGUACGAGCCGAGGGACGCUUUAAACUCAGAAUCCUCGCUGAAUUCCUUUGCCUUUAGACGUACCAUCAAUCCGCUAACAGCUAUUCCCAUAUGCAAAACGAAGUGAGAAGGUUACCAAACGAUCGAAAGGUUAAAAAUUUGACACGUCUUGAAUUUGUUUUGACAUCUGUGAAAACUGGCCAAUGAGAAUCUUUCAUACACAAUAUUGUCACAUGAUACUACGAUAGUUUUGAGAGUCACACAUUCAACUCAUAUUCACUCUGCAAUCAGCUGAUUGAUUUAUUUCGUGAUCUUGUUUCCGUUGUUUUAAAAUACAAAAUCAAUGCUCGACAAAAAACUUACCUUGGCUUCUCUGCUCUGUAAACCAUUCCAGUAUUCUUUGAUCGAGCUCCGGAUACUUCGGCGUGAAGCAUCCCAUCGUCUUCCGUUUCGCUGACAAUUUAAUCUCGCCGUUAAAAAGGUUCGCUUGAUCUUUCCUCCAGCGACGGACCAUGGACUCACUGAUGCCAUAUUCUCUGGCGAUUUCAGAGUUAUUUUCAACAGCUUCUGCUUCGGCGACUAUUUUAAGUUUAAGCGCGAGGUUGUAUGACGUGCGACGAGCCUUGGGCCGGGCAUGAUGACAACUUGACUUGAAAUAGACGAUUGCGAACACGAGAUUGUUUGAUAGACGCUACGGAUGUCUAGGUACUGGUGAUACGGCUUAACAACACAGUUAGUUUUAGAUUCAUUUUUUGGAUUACAUUAAUUCAUCUGAGUUAUGAUUCAUUGCUUUUCAAUUGAAUAGUUAGUUACGGGUAAUCUUUAUUAAUUCGCGUGUGUUUUCUCUUUUGUUAUCGUCUAAGCCUCAUUUAUGACAAUCAAUGUGAUUUUUUUCCGAAAAUGUUAGGUUUUUCCGUAGUUAACAAUUCAGUCAUGUAAUAAUGAAUGGGUCUCGGCUUAUAGCCGGGUGUUUUCGAUUUAUUUUUGGUUCUCGUUAUGCCGAGUCUACGCGUUCAAAGUUUGGGGUCUCGGCUUAUAGUCGAAUAAAUACGGUAAUAAUUAUUGUGAGUAUUAUUGUCUCUGAAUAGUUUGUAUUCAGGAUACUUUAUUACCUUUAGGAUCCUUAUUUUUGGAUUCUUAUUGUGUUAAAAAUGUUAUGGUUAUUAUUUAACAAAUACUAAAGGUACACCUAAAACUCUCUGUAUUUCACUUGAGAAACAAAGAAUAUCAUUCAUCAAAAUAAUCUGAUCUAAUGUUCUUCUUUUAUAAUAGAACUCUAUUUGACUUAUUGUUUCAGGGAUGUGCAGACAGGAUUAUUAGAAGAUCAUGUUCUCUCUAAAGCCCUUGAAUGGAAUAUAAAAGCAAUAACCCUUUACUCAGUAAGUUUGUUUUGACUUUCAACUACAAUUUGUUGUGAUAGUAACUACUAUUGCAUUGUUAAUAUUUUUUGUAAUAAAAUAUGCAACAUGGUUAUUCUUAAUUCUGUGGUCUUAAAAUUCUUAGCCAAGCUACGUGCGACAUAACUCCAACAAAGCUGCCAGUACUGCCUGCAAUACCUUUCCGAUAUGAGAACAGAAGUCGCCAGCAACAGAGACCACGUCAGUCUUUACUGCCGGCAUGCCUGUGAAGUUGACACAAGUUUGACUUCGCAGGCAUGCUCCCAGUAAAGACCUGCAAUCUUUCUCAAGCCGGCAGCGUUAUUUCCUCAUAUGUUGGAAUAGUAUCACAGGCAGUACUGGCGGGUACGUCAUAGGUACUUGGACAGCAUAUGAGAACCGGGCUUUAUUUUGUCAUGCUGCAUUACUCCUUUUUAAUCUUGUAACAGAAAUUUAUGAAGUCUGAAGUUUCAGCCAUCUCUUCACCCCACCCCCUAAUGGGCACUCAGGCUUGGUCAUCUCUCGGAGGGACAGGGUGAAGAGAUGGCUGAAGAUUAUUUUAUGAGUCUUUGUGCAAUCUAGUCCAUGCUGCCUAGGUAAUUCUUCUCACAAUAUUGUUUCAGAGACAUCCCCAGGAUCUAAUGCUGCGUCAAACUGUUCUUGCUCUUGUAGGGGCAGUUUAUACUCGUGAGGUCAGUGCUGCUCAUUUAUGAAGUGCAAUUUUAAACAGUGAUUCCUAUGUGUAUUUUGACUACUCAUUAUGUUUAGAUUGAAGAAUAAUGAUCAGCAAACCACCAUUAGAAAAAUUUUAAAUGAACAGUACUGUAAACAACAUUAUUUGAAUUUGGCUUGCAUUUGAUAUAAAUUAUGAGAGCGUUAUCUGCCUUUGCCUGCAGUGCUGGUGGUUAACACUGUCCUCAAUCUGCAUAAUUUUUCAUAUCAUACCCAACCUUUGUUUUGUUAUCAGAGUCCUGAGAAGGCAGAUGCAUUUGUCAAGUCACAUCUUAUACCUGAGCUUACAAGAAAUGAGAUUGAAGAAGUAGUGAAGCUGCAACACCCAAAGUUUAUCCUUCAGUCAAUAGCAGAAAAAGUGGGUCACUUCCCUCUUAAAACAAGGUAAGUCAUUGACAAUAAUUCAUGCUUUGUGUAAGUCAAAUAAUUUUUUGUGAAGGAAAUCAAGGUGUAAAGAAAAUUCAGUUAAAUUCAUCAAUUCUUGUUUAACCCUUUCACGCCAAGUCCAAGUGAUGGCAAGAUUAUUUCUACACUAUUUCUACACUAACUAUUAAAUCUGUGGACAAGAUUCUUUGGUGUUAGUAAAGUUACCAUUCAGAUGAAACCUCUCGGGCAGAACUUUUGCAUAGUAUUAUUUUUAUUUCUUAGGAUUUUAAAAUCUAAAUCUAAAUACAUAAGAAUUUGAAUUGUUUUGUGAAUUUUUUCUUUGGCCAAUAUAUUAAGGAAUAAAAGGGGUUAAAUUAUUUCAUAAUAUAAUAUUUUGAGAGAAUCAGUAGUUGCAACUGUCUCUAGAAAAGAGGUGUAAGAUGAAUACCACUGCUGGGUCCUGCAGAGGUGUGUCUUAGAGAAGUGUCCAUCAUAUUAUUCUCUUUUUCAGGCUUGAUUACUCAAAAAAGAGUAAAUCACAUCUUCACUUAGAUAAUCCAUUCAGCUAUUGUGUCAGUGUUGUACGCGGCCAAGAAAAUGAGGUCCUUGCCCAAGGUAUUUCCCCACUUGGUUGUUCGUUGUUCAUUAAUUCUAGUUGAAGUGCGAUAGCAUUUUUAUUAGAGCAUUUUCUAGUCUAUGUGACUGCUAUUGAUAAAUCCCUCUUAUAGAAUCUCUUUGUACAAGACAGUGUAGUCUCCACCUGAUUAAGGGCCUGUUUGUAGACAAAGCUAUAGUGUAUACCUCUUGGGCAGGCUCUGUUACAUACCCUUUUAGGUCAAGGCUUUUUUUAAAUUCUAAUUCAUAGAAAUUUUAUUUGCAAUGCUUUGUUUUCCUCUCUGUUGGUUUCGGUUCAGUUCAGUUCAGUUUAUUCACACUUGUAUAUAAUAUUUACACUGUAUAUAGUAACGUAGGAAUAAAAUAACAGAUAAAAGAAAAAAAGGAAAGAAAGAAAUUUUAAAUGACUUUGAUAGAAGUGUAAGGUGGUCAGAGGAGCUGAAACAGUCAUUUAUAUGUAGUUAGCUUUGAGAGUUACCGGUAAGCAGAAUUCAUUUGUAUUGUGUUUUGAACACAGUACAUGUAGCUCCUUGAAUACUUGGCUUUGCACUUGUAGACAACUAAUAUUAUUAUUCUCAUAUUCCAUCUGAAAGUGAAGUUUUUAAAUUUAACAUGCAUUAAUGUUUCACUUUUAGAGGUCUCUUACAGUUUAACGUUGGCAGAGAAGAAGGUAUGACAUAAUUUUACAGGCAUGUGAAUGAAAUUAAAGAAGAGAAGUGGCAAUUUGUCAACAUUAGUCGGCUGGAUUUCUUUCCUUUGACAUGUUCAACAAGAAAGUGAAUACACAUUUAUAGUACUUCAAUCUACUUAUACUUUCCAUAGAUGCCUUAGGCUUCCUUGUCACAUUAAUUUUAUACUUAAAUUUAACAAGUUUUGUUCAUGUUGUAUAAGGUUUUGUGAGUGACUAAAUAAAUAAAAUAAGUAAAUAAAAUAAAUACGGUAAAUAAAUUAGACAACCCUUUACAUUAGCUGCUCUGGCUCCAUAAAGAAGUGGUUUUAAUAGAAGCUAUCUUUAUUUGACACUGUCUUGUUUAAAAGGAUGAAUUAUUUCAUUUUGAUGUCUUGUUAUGUUUGGCUAAACAUUAAGGUGAAGUGUUUUCCCUUGAAAUGUUUGGGUCACUCCUAAAUUACAGUGUUCCCUUCACUUUCAGGCGUGCCAGAAGGCCCUCAUAGCACAUUAUGGUGAGGAAUUCAAUAGUUUUCACUUAGCAAUGAAUGAUAAAGAUGAAUUUACAGUUGAGACAGAUGUUGACCUUGGUUUGAUAGCCUCUGAACAGAGAAUUGUGGAACUCGACAAGGUAAGAUUGUUUAGGGGUUAGGUUCAUCAAAUCUGUUGUCUAUUCAGCUUUGACUUUAAAAGGACUUGCUAAUAUAAAGUAUUUCUGAUAAUUUUGGUUUCAAGGGACAAGAACAAAGCUUUGGUUUUCACAUCAAGGGUGGUGAGAAACGAAAGAAGAGAACUGAACAGUGGCUUGUAUUCCAUUACACCACACCCAUCUUUAUAUCACACAUUGUACCUGGUGGUGUGGCAGACAUGUAAGUACAAGAUUUCACCUUGUCUUUUCGUAAUCAUUUUUGCCCCUUUGGUGACCACCAUGUACAACAACCAACCAUUAAUUAUCAGACUGCAGGUAGUCUCCCUUUUUCUGCAAAUUUAGUGAGGACAAUACACGUGCAUGUAAGCAUCAAGAUGUGAGAAAUUAGGCCCAAUGGAUUAAGUAAAAAGAGAGAAUGCUUGUAGUCUAAUUAUUAAUUUGCCAUAUUAAAAAAGGUUUACAUGAGCAGAACAUAAUUAUUAACUAAAUCAUUGAAAAACUACUCAGAAGAGCAAAAACUAAACUAGCUGAGCAGUUCCAACAAUGACAUCACAUUUUCUGGAAGGUGACAUGAAAAAAACACAAAAAAUCUAGAGGCGGUAAGAAAGCUAAUAGAGUAAAGUACAAGAUGAUUCAAAAAUCGAACAAUCGAUCAAUCUAACUAAUCUAAAGGAGUUAAAUUUAGAAAAAAACAAAAGAAUAAGAACAAUGUAGAAAAAAAUACCGGUACUGACACUUGUCAAGUUAAGUGAAAAAGGAGAAAAAACACAGUAAGAUGUAAUAUCUCUUUAUAAUGUUCAGGAUAACAUGAGGAAGACUACUGUGUAAUCACCAAAAACAUAUCUUGAUUAUGAAACUUGUUUUCCUUUAGUACCACAAGAAAUGUAGAGCUAAUUUUUGUUUGAUUUUGCAGGCACGGGGGAUUGUCUGUUGGUGACAGGAUUCUUGCUGUGAAUGACAGGGUAAGCUUAGCUAAAUUGUGAUAAUUUGUAUGAAAAAUUGUGAUGGGAGGGAUCUACUAAUUUUUAUUUCAGAUCUCAAUACCAUGCCCAUAUUGCAAGAUUCUGGUUCCUUGCAGUGCUUUUUGGAAACUUUGAUAAACCUCUCUGUAGUCAUUUAAAAUAAUAUGGAAGUCAACUGUCAUUAAGCCUUUACAGUAAGUUAGAGUUUUCGCUCUUUUUUUCUCUACUUCCAACUUUCAUGAAAGACAGAAAACGCUUUCUACGCAGGCUAACUCUCACUGUGUCCCAACAAAGAUCUGAUGGUUUGAUUGUAGCAAUUCGAAUUCAUUUGGCAAGCAAGUACCAUCAGGGAAUUUUUGAAGGGUAAAUCUUAUUGGCUUUUUGCAGACGAGUGUGUCACGUACAAUGGUACUGGCCAUUGUCAGGUUGUGCUUUGCCCCCCCAAAAUGCCCAGCUUCCCCCCCCCCCCAAAAAAAUAGUGUUAACAUUACAGAAUAUAAGUAACUAUAUCGGAAAAAUCAUCCAGACGCGAUGAGGUCAGUGCGUACACUGCAACAUUUCUCAAAAUUGUGUCUCAAAAUGCAGCAGAUUGCAUCUCACCGCAUAAAAAUUUCCGGGGGGCCAUGCCACCGGACCCCUCUAGGAAGCUUUGGCCUUCGGCCAAUUGGGAGUAAACGGUAAAUCCUAGAUAGAACCCUGGUGGGUGGCAAAAAUGACCGAGGCGCGCGACGGAGACUCUUCCCUCGCAUGUCCCCUUUGCAUGUCCCAUUCUUCCUUGCGCCCAUAUUACUUCAAUGUACCUUCUACAUAGGCUACCCAAAAGAGCCCUAUGGUAAAAAAUCAACACAACACUGACCCAGUCUCCAGUGAAGAUCAACAUGGCUUCAAAAUGGCUUCUAAAAGCAGCUUUUAUCCGUAGAAGGUUUAUUCAUGCACAGCAUAUUUUGUUUCCCUUAGAGUAUGGAAGGGCUUGAUCAUCAGCGAGCAGUUAAUCUGUUAAAAUCAGUCUCUGGUGAGUCAUUGAAAAUUAAACAUCAUCUGGGGCCCAGGAAACUCUGUUGGCUUACAAUUAUUCGGUUAAAAAAUUCACAGUAUAGUUUUGGUCACUUUUAACGUGUACAGACAAUUGGUCUCUCUUCUCUCCAUUUGAAGACCGCUUCCAUUGGUUUGCUAAGUAUUACAUUUUUUGAUUGAUUUGUGAUUGGCUAAAUGUUCAUGUACAUCUAAGCGCACAACAUAUUUUUCUUUACCUAUAGUAAAGAAUUAUCAGGAUGAUGUUAUUAAUAUUGUAACAGAUCGAGAUUCUCAUGAAUACUAAUCAUUUAUUGAUCGUUGCACACAUCGAAAUAGAACUUUUUGUCCCCAUUUAAUACUGUAGCUAAGUUGACCUGAAGGCCGGGAAGUAAAACGAAUUCCUUGCUCCUCUGUGCUUCUUGCCUAACCUACACUUGUAGGUCACCAGCACAUCCAAAUCUGCUUCUGAGAAGAACCGGGAAGGGGAAUGACUGAAUGUCAGAUUCUUUCUACGGGCACCGAACAGAACUAAGUAAUCGAAGCAAAUCUCGGUGUUGUACACGAUAUUGUCGUUGAACUAAAGAAUUAAUAGUUCAGAAAAUGCUGAUGUGGUGUUGCUCUACUUUAUCUCAAGUUGCCCAAUUUUCAAUUUUAGGCCGUGUAACCUUGACUGUCGCCCACUGUAAAGAAGGUAAGCUGUCCCAGUUUAGUUUUCACAUUUUAUAACCUGUACUAAAACAUGUUUAUCAGUGAUGAGGCUACUCGCCUUCCGUCAUUGUAACCCAGGCUCAUUCCUGAUCUUUCAGUCGAUGCCAUGUGUGGAUCAAGGUUUGGUUUAACUUCUGGUGGGGCAAAAGAAGUUCCAGUCAAAAAGUGUUAAAAUACAAAAUUAAUCUCUUCUUUCGGAUAGCUCCCUUAAACGGUUAGCCAGCUUUGGUCCCUGCCUGUCGUCAGACAUCUUCUAUGACUCUCUAUGAGGCGGACAUCUCACUGAAUCGAACACUAAGUGUUGGCCCCUGCCGUUCUUUAGUCAUUUUCUUUUACUCUCUAUAAGACGGACACCUAGAGUUGGUCCCUGCCAUUCUUCAGUCAUUUUCUUCCACUCUCUCUAAGGCGGAAACUUCCCUAAAUCGGACAAUAAGAGUUUUUAACUGCUGUUCUUUAGUCAUUUUCGAUGACUAUCAAGAACGGGGACACUUCUCGAAAAUAAAACCCUAGGGUCCCCAGCGAUGUUCUUCCAUUUUCCUUGUCUCUGUAAGACGGAGCGGACAUCUCUCAUAAAGUAGAGACGGCCCCAGUGGUGUCCAUCAUAGAGAGAGUUGGCUCUAAAAUGCUGUAGCUCUUUGGAGUUGAGUAUGACCCAUUGAAAGCAUUAACUUUUCAGUCUUGUGAUAGGUCUUUGGCAAUAGUUGGUCACGUGAUCAACUUUCUGUAAACACGAAAAUACUUUGCUUUUGGAAAAUUGUGUUAGCAGGAACUGAAAAUGCAUAUUAAACUUAAUAAGUAACUUGUGAAUUUUUAGUCGCAUAUCUCAAAAGUGGUGAUUGCAACGGCUGCCGAAAAUUAGAAGGAUUUGUGUGAGUACAUGAUCAACUAAUGCAAAAGGCCUAUGGACAGAGUGUAUUCUCUCCCGGCAUGGUAUUAAAAGAAAAAAAUACCGUCUGGUUUUUCCUUGCAGCUUUAAUUGCUGAUAAGGUGGAGAUGAAGUACAAGGAACUGAGGCGCAAAAAACGCAUGGCGGAGCUGGCAUCUGAUAUCUGGUCUGAUUGGCACCAAGCCCAAGCAAACCGUCAGCCAUCACAGUACAAAGAUGUCCUCAAUUAUCAUGAUUUACCCAAGGAGGCUAAGAAACCAUCAUCUUAG
This is a messenger RNA of Porites lobata, 15738 nucleotides long. NCBI's taxonomy places the organism in Eukaryota, Metazoa, Cnidaria, Anthozoa, Scleractinia, Poritidae. The record is from the annotation of a GenBank genome assembly.